CCCUGCAGUGGAAAAAAGUGGAAAACAUCCUCACAUAUGUACUUGUGUCCAGUGACAGAGAAAUAAACGUCAAUGCUGAAAUGGGAAACGAACCAGUUACACAUGUAGCCUCAGGACUCACAAAUGGGAAAAAAUACAACUUCACUCUUUUCACCGUGUCUGAAAACGUCAGAAGCAGUGGAGUGAGCAUCUCUGCAUUCACUGUAACAACUACAACUGUUGCAACGACUAGGAAUACUACAGCAUUCUUAACACCAACCACCAAAGCCAUAACAGAUUCACAUGUUAACUCCACAACAGUCAAAUCAACAACGGUAGUAACAAAUUCAUCACCUGUUGCUACAACAGUUAUGAACACUUCUACAGCUACAACACCUGUGCAAAUAACAAUAACAACUGUUGCAACAACUGUUGCAACAACUAGGAAUACUACAGCAUUCUUAACACCAACCACCAAAGCCAUAACAGAAACAGUUUUCAAAGUCGAAAUGUCAAUGAGAUUAGACAAGGAUUACACACCAGAAUUAAGUGAUACAUCAAGUACCGUCUACAAAGAUUUGAAGUCACAGAUCGAUGCAGUGAUACUUGAGGAGUAUGGAGGAAUCCCAGGAUAUAGAGGAGGUUUUGUGACAGUAUUCAGCGAAGGAAGCAUUAUUACAAAAUAUGUUCUUCAAACGACACAAGUUGACUUUGAUCAAAUCUUGGUUGAAAAUCAAAACUUCCGUAAAGCAAUAAAUAGUCGCAUUGCUCCUGUCAUUGGCGCAGUUUCUGCAAUUUACCAAAGUUCAACUUCAAUCAUCAUUCCAGAGCUCACUUACACUGGUGCCAGCCUGUACCUGAAGUGUGAGCCUCCAGAUAGCUUUAGCGUGGGACUAAUUUCCAGUUCCAGAUGGACAUUUAAUGGACAGGAAAUUAAAGACGGUGGAAGGUUUAAAAUAACUACUUCCAACUCUAUGUCAAUGCUUGAAGUUAAGAAAGUGAUUCCUGCUGAUAGUGGACCUUACAGUUGUACUCUAAACAAAAACAACCUGGAAUUCCAGCAAAAAGGAAUUGUAAUGGAAGGCAACAUCAAAAAAGCUCCUGUUGUGCGUCUCAGGAGUGAAUUUCAUGUUAGAUGCGUAACUGGACAGAUACAACCCCUCAAGUGUUGUGUGCAGCGUCCCUACACAAUCAAGUGGUCUCAAGGCAAAGACCAGUUGACCUCAGAUUCUGUUACCGGUGAAGACGACAACUGCAUCAAGCAUGAUUACAAAUUAGAAAGCUGCAGUGGUUCAGGGGAAGAUCAAAUAAUUUUUACAUGCAGGGUGGAUAACCCAUCAAAUUAUGAAAUGACAUCGACAAUGACGAUCUUCAAAGAGAAUUUCAGAUGCAAUGACACUCAGUAUGGGACAGGUCUUGAAGAAGACCGAACAAGCAUUGAGUGUGAUAUAGGUCAAGUAGGAAGAAGGCUGGCGGAAUGCCAGGAAACGGGCGAGUGGAAACUGGUCGAAGACACCUGCAUUGUAAUAGAAAUCAAUGAAUUACUGAUUGAGUCACAGACUUUGGACAAGGAGGGAGUGCCAGAUUUUGUAGGGAGGAUAAGUAAAGCUGUCCAGAAAGAAAAACAGAACAUUGAAAAAUCAACUGCAACCAUAUCAGCUAUUGUUGACAUCCUAAACACUGUUGCAAAUGUUUCAACUGCUGUCGAUGAAACCGUCAUGCAGAAUAUCCUAGACACUGUUGAUGUCAUCAUAGGUGAAGAUUCAAGAGAGUCUUGGGUAAUUUUGAAUGCAAAUGAGACCAGCAAUUCCAGCUCGAAAUUGUUGGCUUCAUUGGAGAGUCUCUCCAGUGAUUUGCAAGGAGAGUUUUCCGUAAGGACUCCACGGAUCCUGCUAAACAGAAUGACGUUUGAUGACUUCUUCAUGGCUGACCUGAACUCCAGCAUCGUCCUAAACAUUACAACAAACAGCAUGAGCAAUGUUUAUAUUACCACCAUCCUCCUCUCAACCCUUAAUAUUGUUAUGCCGACACGAAACUCCACCUUUGACGUCAGCCCCUUCAAUACCACCAGUAAUGAAACUGCCAGUGAUAAUGCCAUCAAUGCAGCCGUGUUGCUUGUCAAAACAAAUGUGAAGGUUCAGAAUGUCUUUCUGAGCUACGACAAGCUGAACAGCUCCUUGACAAUGCACCCGCAGUGCGUCUUCUGGAACUUCACACUCUUUGACAAUAUUGGUGCUUGGGAUGAUGAGGGAUGUAAGUUUGUUUCCGACAUAAACAACAUAGUAACCUGCAGCUGUAACCACCUCACCUCCUUCUCAAUUCUGAUGGCAACGGACAUCCCUCCAUCUCUAAGAAAAGCCUUGGAUAUAAUCACUUAUGUUGGAGUUGGAAUAUCACUGGCAAGCUUGGUUAUAUGUCUAGUUAUUGAAGGGUAUGUUUGGAAAGCAAUUACCAGGAAUAGCACUGCCUUCAUGCGUCACGUUUCCAUCGUAAAUACCGCCCUGUCUCUGUUGAUUGCUGAUAUCUGCUUCAUCAUUGGUGCCUCUAUAGCAAACAAUCCCCUUGAAAACCCAGGGGGGGACUACGAACUUCCUCUUGGACCAUGUAGCACGGCAACAUUUUUUAUGCAUUUUUUCUACCUUGCUCUUUUCUUUUGGAUGCUCGUGUCAGGCCUUUUGCUCUUUUACAGGACGGUCAUGGUCUUCUCGUACAUGUCCAAGUCAAUCAUGUUGGCCAUUGGUUUCUGUUUAGGAUACGGCUGUCCUCUAAUUAUAGCUGUUAUUACUGUUGCUGUCACAGCACCAGGUAAUGGGUACAUUAGGAAAUCCGAGGCUUGUUGGCUGAACUGGUUUGAGACAAAAGCUCUCCUGGCCAUGGUGAUACCGGCCUUGACCAUAGUUUUCAUCAACAUUUUAAUUGUAAUUUGGGUCUUAUACAAAAUGCUGAAAAGAGGUGUGGGAGACGCUGCACAAUCUGAUGAGAAAAACACGCUGGUGGUCAUAACGAGAUGUCUGGUCAUUUUGACUCCUUUAUUUGGAUUGACCUGGGGUUUGGGUGUGGGAACCAUGGUGUCAUCCACAAAUGAAGCAAUCCAUUAUGCCUUUGCAUUCUUCAAUUCACUACAGGGUUUCUUCAUUUUAUUGUUUGGGGUACUACUCGAUUCAAAGACUCGUUCUCUCCUCGGAAGGAAAUCACCUCGAACAAGCACUGGCUCUAAUUCUACGAGGAGUACAGGUGCUGGCAUUUCCUCCUUGAGUGGAAAUAAUUUUAUUGGCAGACUACUAGGAAGAAGAAAUGUCUACCACGUUUCACAAGCUACAAACACAAACAGCAGCGGUGCAACGGAGUCAUUUAGUAAUAUAUGAAUCAAUGCUACAAGCUGUAUAGGUAACAUUUGUUUGAUCAUUCAAAAUAUCUAUAAGAUAUAAUGAAUUUUCUGUAAAGUCAGAAACAGAAGUUAUGAAAUCAGUAACAAAAUAGUGAGGUUUUAAAAGAUUAAAAAUGCUUGAAGGAAUGUUCAGUGUGACAUUCCUUCAAACAUUUUUAAUGUAAAAUAAUUAAUAAUUUUUUUAAUCCCCAGAGCAUCAUUGGUGAAUAAUUAUUUACUACCCACUGGAUACUCCUGCUUGUGCAGAUACUAAUUUUAUUAACUAUUUUACAUUCUUAACACCCAUGACUAAUUAUUUAUUUAAAAAAUGGAUAUGUUGGUGCACAUAGCCCUCAUGUUGUCCUUCUGGGUAUUGCUCUUAAAUCAAACUGAUAGAUUUGCUAAAAUCAGAUAAUAGUUUAGAGAUCAAUGGGCACUAUUCUUUAAACAUUUUUGAAUAUUCCCUCAAAAGUAUAACAAUUUGGACACAGUUUUUUGCUCAAAGUUUUUUGCUUUUUGCCUUCUAAAUAUUUGUUCCUGUUUGUAAAAAUAUGUUGUAAAUUAACAUUGUACAGAUAUCUACAUUAUUUAAUAAAAACAGAUUAUUACAGAGUAAUGUUAAAAGAGUCAUCCAGACUUCCUGUUAAUGGCUUGAAGCGAGUAGAAGUUCCACAUGUUGACUUUACCUGUCACUCAGAGAUAAGUAUUUUUGACCUGUUCAUGUUAGUUCAUGUUAGCUGAGGCUUCGCAUGAGUGCCUAUAGCUAUGCUGUUAAACUUUUCAUUGCUUUCUAAUAGUGCCUUCAGUUUAACGCGUUAUUAACGGCGUUAACGCAAACCCAUUUUAACGCCGUUAUCGCGAGAUUAACGCAGAGCUGCCAACUCUCACGCUUUCGCCGUGUGACACACACUUUUGCAUGUUGGUGGUUGACUAAGUCACAGUAAUUUUUUAAAACAUCAUCGUAUCAGGCCGUCAUGAAGUACAAGGAGUGGGCGAGUGUGUUUCUGUGUGUGUGUGUGUGUGUGUGUGUGUGUGUGUGUGUGUGUGUGAGUGGUUCCAGAUAGCGCACCGUAGCCCCGCCCCCUGCCCCCGCGCACUCGCUCAGAGAGAAACAGUGAGAUCAGAGCUCAGUGACUGACUGCUUCUUGACAAUGGAAACAGUGAAAACACAGAGUUUCUCUGGUCUCAGCUGAUCAGAGAUCAGCGCCUCAGCUUCUUGAUCAGAGCAGAAGCUGCAGUUGGUUUCUACUGAGCUUCAGUAUCUGUGUUUGCCUCAGGUCUGACCUGCUCUCGCUUUUUGUUUUAAUAUUUCGCCAACUAAAAUAUAUAUUUUUAAGCUAUUAGGCUGCAGCUAUAUGUUUUUAUUUAUUUAAAAACAGGGUAUUUCUUAUUUCAUACAUUUUCCACAAAUAUGGGGAGGACUCAAAUAGCCCUAAACAGUUCUGUGUUUAAUUUGUUUCAAAGUGGGCCGACACUUGUUGUGCAUUUUGUUUGUUUGUUAUUUUGUUGCUUGUCUGUUUGAGAGGCCUGACUGUUGUUUUUCAAUAAAAUAAAACAUUUGCAUAAA
Molecule: messenger RNA, 4913 nt
Organism: Platichthys flesus (European flounder)
Lineage: Eukaryota; Metazoa; Chordata; Actinopteri; Pleuronectiformes; Pleuronectidae
Product: adhesion G protein-coupled receptor F5-like
Exons: 18
Coding region: 81-3344 (1087 amino acids)
Biological process (GO): cell surface receptor signaling pathway; G protein-coupled receptor signaling pathway
Cellular component (GO): membrane
Molecular function (GO): G protein-coupled receptor activity
Source: RefSeq, a predicted model, not a curated record